AUGCUAUUAGUCGCAACACUUCUCAUCGUUCUUGGUACUAGUGUCUAUGGUCAAAUUCAAAUUACAAUUCGUACUAAUGGAAAAUUGUGUAGCGAAUGGAUAGUGAGAACUGGUUCUGAGAUGGAACUGCAAUAUACAGCAAAUGAAGAAUGUGGCGGAGACGUUGCAGCGGAGGUGCUCGAUGCGAUAGUUCGUAUCUGUUGUCCAGCAAAGGCUACAACUACCUUUCCUCAGGAAUGUGGUAAGCAAAAAUAUAACCCAUUGAGACAAGGUAUUGUAGGAGGAACAGAGGCUCAGCGAAAUUCAUGGCCAUGGCUAGUGCGUAUAAGUGAAAAUGGUGAUCACAUCUGUGGUGGAACUCUAAUUGAUACAAGACAUGUUGUAACAGCGGCUCACUGUAUUACAAUACCAAUUGUUACACAAACUUAUAGGGUCCAUGCCGGUUCGCAUAAUAUCAAUCAACCAGCCAGUGAUGAACAGGAGAUUGUUCCAGAACGAAUUUUUAUCCAUGAACAGUACAAUAAAGCGACACUCGAAAAUGAUAUUGCUAUUAUUCGUCUUUCAAGACCAGUGACAAUUUCAGACAAGAUCAAUAUUAUCUGUUUACCAGGUCCUGAAGUACAAAAUAAGGAUGAAACAGUUUGGGUUGUUGGUUGGGGUCAUACAUCAUUUAACGGUCAAAUAAGUCUAGUUUUGAAACAAGCAGCAUUGCAUACAAUGCCAGGAAAUUGUGAAAGAGUCUGGGCACAUGUGAAUUAUAAUAAUGAAAAACAAAUGUGUGUUGGUAUUGACGGUGGAGGAAAGGGUUCAUGUCAAGGUGAUUCAGGAGGACCAUUGAUGUACGAAUUAAGUACAAAAUGGUAUCUGAACGGUGUUGUUAGUUAUAGCCAUGAAUGUGCUCUAGAUGGAUAUCCUACUGUUUAUACUCGUGUUAAGUAUUUUCUUCCAUGGAUCGGAAGCAAAACGAGUGCACCUUAG
Messenger RNA from Rotaria sordida, 978 nucleotides. The record is from the annotation of a GenBank genome assembly. Lineage: Eukaryota; Metazoa; Rotifera; Eurotatoria; Philodinida; Philodinidae.